CACUCCAAAAUCGAAAAUGGGUCAUGUGCAUGUCACAUGAAAAACAACUUCAUUUUAUCGAAAAGGUUAAGGUAGAUAGAGUAACAUGUGAUGUUGAACGAUAAUGAUUAAAAAAAAAAAAAAGCAAAAAUAUUCCCUUCAACCCUUUAAAUUAUACAACUUUCUCUUCAAAUAGGAACAAUGAACAGCUUUUUAAAAAAUCCCAGAAAUUGAACAUUUUGUGAUUAUGGAUGGGUUAAUGAUUUAUUCACGGCUCUUUCAUUGCGGAAAAUGCAUGUGGGUGUGGGUGAGAAAGAGCAAGAGAACGUGGGAAUAAUUGAAUGAAGACUCAGAACCCCCUCUUACAGACUUUCAAACAUAAUUCACAUCAUUAUUUUAUUUCAUUAAAAAUAAAAAAUAAAAAAAAAUUCUAUUUUAAGUUGUCUUCAGUUUCAGAGCUCACAUGCUAUACCUUGUUGUAUUAGUAUUACUUGUCCUGGUCCCUUAUUUAAAGCUGGAGCUCUGAUUGGAAAUGACAAUAAAUGUAAACAAAGUACAUUCAUUCUCAUCACUCAGUCCUCUCAUCACUUCUCAUCCAUCUUUUUUUUUUCUUUCUCUCCUCCAAUUAAUAAUGGCGAAACUCAUUUUUCCAUUGGCGAUCUUGGCUGGACUAGUGCUCAAUAUUUCUACUCAAGUGGGUGCAUUUGCAGCAUCUGGCUGGACUCCAGCUCAUGCUACAUUCUAUGGUGGAAGUGAUGCCUCGGGCACUAUGGGUGGGGCUUGUGGAUAUGGUAACUUGUAUCAAGCAGGGUAUGGUACUAGGACUGCUGCACUAAGCACAGCUUUGUUCAACGAUGGUGCUUCGUGUGGCCAAUGCUAUAAGAUCAUGUGUGACUACAAAACAGACCCAAGAUGGUGUGUCAAAGGGACUUCUGUGACUAUCACAGCCACCAAUUUUUGCCCACCAAACUUUGCUCUUCCAAAUAACAAUGGAGGCUGGUGCAACCCACCACUCAAGCACUUUGACAUGGCUCAACCUGCUUGGGAAAAAAUUGGUAUCUACAGGGGUGGCAUCAUACCUGUUGUGUUCCAAAGGGUUCCAUGUAACAAGAAGGGUGGAGUUAGAUUCAGCAUUAAUGGGAGGAACUACUUUGAGCUUGUUUUGAUAAGCAAUGUAGGAGGGGCUGGAUCUAUUCAAUCUGUGUCCAUUAAAGGCUCAAAAACCUCUGGAUGGAUGUCCAUGUCAAGGAAUUGGGGAUCUAAUUGGCAGUCAAAUUCCUAUCUCAAUGGUCAAUCACUAUCAUUUCAGGUCACCACUACUGAUGGUGUAACUAGACAAUUCAUAAAUGUUGUUCCUGCAAAUUGGUCAUUUGGCCAAACAUUCGCAACUCGAGUCCAAUUCUAAGCUCGAAAACAGUUUAGGGUUCAGGGUUUAGGGUUUUGAUCGGAUAGGCCGAGGCGUGCUUGGUAUUUUCAUGAAGCAGCCCGCCGCUAUUUUCUGGUCAUCCAAUCAUAUGGUUGAAUGAAUAUUUUGGGGAGCAAAAACCUAUGAACUCAAGGCUACUAUUUUAAUUAUUCUUCCUUUUAUUUCUUAAAGGAAAAGGCAUAGCCAAGGAUGUUUAUCCUUCCUUCAUGUGUGGAUUUUGUAUUUGUUAUAGCACUCAAAUAAGAAGUGCAUUAAAGGUGCAACUUCGUCAUGUAGAAAUAUUACUUUCACAGUUUACAAUCCUUGUAAUACGAAAUCUUGUUGUAAUAGUCAUAUUAUUUAAAAGUUGAAUGUACUCUUUAUAAAGUAA
Messenger RNA from Humulus lupulus (European hop), 1775 nucleotides. Its product is annotated as expansin-A11. Gene Ontology annotation, biological process: plant-type cell wall organization. The transcript is spliced from 3 exons. Lineage: Eukaryota; Viridiplantae; Streptophyta; Magnoliopsida; Rosales; Cannabaceae. Bases 512 to 1384 code for a protein of 290 amino acids. The record is from RefSeq and is a predicted model, not a curated record. Gene Ontology annotation, cellular component: extracellular region.